This is a messenger RNA of Temnothorax curvispinosus, 2888 nucleotides long. RefSeq names its product targeting protein for Xklp2 homolog. The record is from RefSeq and is a predicted model, not a curated record. The coding region runs from base 445 to 2763 and encodes 772 amino acids. The transcript is spliced from 2 exons. Lineage: Eukaryota; Metazoa; Arthropoda; Insecta; Hymenoptera; Formicidae.
UUACACGUCGCGUUUGAUGCGCAUGCGUGAAACUUCGGCUAGCAACAACGCGACCAAUCCGGACGAGGCACCGAGCGAUUCGAACUUGAACGCGUGCAACGUACGCGUUUCCAUCGUUGGCUCGCGGAACGUUUGCUGACAUUUCGCUCUGUCCCGCCUUCGAGGAUAUCUGAUCAAUCGAGUGUCGAGCUCGCGAGCUGUAGUCGUCGAAGAUACGGGAGAUCGCAGGGAGAACGAACUUGUGGAGCACACGAGUCGUCGACGAGCAGUUUGUGUGACGAGAGACACGUGAAUAACAAACGUAAAUACAACGUGGUAGCUACACGUAAAUUAUUAUGAGCUACUGUUGGAUGGCAUUUUGACAUAUCACAGCGAUUGUUUUUCUCUUUAUGACUUGAAACAGUAUAUAUUUCGUGCACGCUAUACAUCUUGCAGAUUGACAUCAUGACAGAUUUUUGUGACCUACACGCACCACAGUGGGUAGAUUUUAACGAGACUUCCAGUCCGGCACGAAUUCAUGAUUUCUUCGAUAAAGAGCAUAUGGUACACGAACGUAUGGAGGAUCUCUGCGAUUCUUCCGACAAUACAAAGAACGCUCAGCCCAUGUCUCAGUUGGACGUUACGUGCGCUAGCACAAAGGCACAGGCAGACUUGGAUAUUAUAAAGAGUACUCCUAUCAAAGUGAUCUCUCCGAAAAAUCGUAAUAAUAAGGAGGUAAUAGGAGAGACCACUUACGACCAAGUGCUGAGUGAUGCGAUGAGGAAAUUGGAGCUCUGUAAGAAACCACCUAAAAUUCGAGAAGCACUGAACAAAACCACCCACGAGUCGAAUACUUUCAAAACGCCGAAUAAGUCUAAACUCGUUAAAUCGUCCAGAUCUGUCGGCUGUCGCAGCGUAAAGAAUAAAUACGUUCCAUCUGGCCAAGAUUCCCUGAGAAAAUCCACGAAAGUUAACAAAAGUAUCUGCAUGCAAAUCAACGACACAUCUGCAAGUACGAAGGAAAUGUCGGUUAGUCAUGCCCUGUUGAAGCAAGAUGAAAAUCACACUGAGGACGAUGCUUCCAAGAGACCAAACGAUCUAGUAGAUGACACCAAACUUAAGAAAGAAAAACAAAACGAGGAAGACGAUGAGGAAUGUAAUGAGAAAAAUAACGAAGAGCACAAAGAAGAUAAUGAGAAAUUUAACGGGACAGACGAUGAGGAAUGCAAUGAAAAUGACGAAGAGUUGCAAGAAUUAAGAAUUGAGAAUAAAUCAGAAGAAUUAACGGACGACAAUAAGGAAGCCAAGGAAGAGGACAGUCAAGACGAUGUGGACGCUGCGAUCGAGAAUGGUAUUCGAACACCGCCUUUGGAUAGCCAAAUGAUUAUUACCUGGCAGCAUUAUAGACGAAGCUUGAAGACGAAGCCGAAACGCUGCGUGCCAGCUAACAGGAAAUACAUCAGUCUAGCGGAGGCGGUGUCGCGCUUCCAAACUGAGACUCCCGAACGUUUCCGCACCAGAAGCAGUAAGCCGAACGUGAGUAUGUCGGUUAAUAUGUCAAAGCUGACGCAGAACCGUCUGAAAACGACGAUACCGAUUUCGCCGGCGCUCAUGUCGAAAACCAGAACGCGUCCUGUUACCGUGCUGAGCCGAGAAGAGCGCGAGGAAUUGGAAAUUGAGGAGAUGAAGAAAUAUCAAAUAAAGGCUAAUCCAAUACCGCCUAGCGUAUUGCGAAAAUCACGAAUGGUAACAAAAACCGUCGCAAAGAAGUCUACGGCAGCCGUGCGUAAUUCUACACAAUCCAAUGAGAAAGCUUGUGCCACAAACGUGCAUAAAUCCAAAAGUCCGCAGCCACAUCGCGAUAAAGUUUCAUCCGGUCCGAAGAACAUGGUCACGAAGGUGGUAACUGAUCCCUCGGGUAUCACUGUAGAACGUGAGGAGAUAACGUUCUUUGGUGUUCCAAAAGACACCAGUGUCGUGAAGAACGCGACGCGCAUUAUGCCGUUCAGCUUCGAGGCGCGCAACAAGGAUCUGCAGAUGAAAAAGGAACAACGGCUGAAAAGUUUGCAAGAGGCCAACAAUACGAAGACAGAAUUCCAUGCCAGACCAGUGCCAAAUUUCUCAAAGCCACCGACGCCUGUGGGCAAACAGCAGCAGCAGCAGAAUACAAAAAAAUCCAUCUUACCGUGUCCAUUCAGCUUUGAUGAUCGGGACAGGAAAGUAUUUGAAAGAAAGGAGCAGUUGGUGAAACAGAUGCUCGAAGAGGAUAAGCGGGCACGUGUGUUCCGCGCGAAUCCGGCACCGGUCUUCAAACCCGUAAUGGUCCGCGGUAGAUCGAAAGAGCAUCUUUUAGCGAGGGAGAAGAGUACGGUAAGCGAACAGGCGGAAGAUCAGGAAAACAAAGAGCCGAAUGUUGAAUCCAAGGUGAAGAAAGAGCAUAUUCCAAAGUCGACGAACUCCGUUUGCACUGUUGAUAAAGCACAGAAAGCACCGUUAAAAGCUUAUCCGCCGAAAUUGAACACUGAUAAGCGGGCGAGAGAACGAUCCGAGUUUGACGAGAAGAUGAGGCGCAAGGAAAUGGAGGAGGAGGCAAAGCGUCAGGAAGCAGAAAAGAAGAGGCUCGAAUCUGAGAAAGAGAUGAAGGCAAAGCUGCGCAAGCUAACGGAAGUAAAAGCCAGACCGAUGCCGGCGUACAAAGCGCCGAUAAUUGCUAAAGCGACGAAACAGCUGACCGAUCCGCAGAGUCCUGCGUUUGCGAGUAAACUCAGGUCGAAGCGAACAUGAACGUGACACGUUGAUCAGAAUAUUUUGCUUCAAAAUUGUGUAAUAUUAUAACUCGUCCUGUACAUUUAUAUAAAGAUUACAACACAGUAUAACGUUAUGGAAGAAUAAAAAAAGGUAGCUUAGAU